GAACACUCUCAUUUGUAGGCUCAAGUAGCAUCAUACAUAGAGUACUAAUAUGCCUCUUCGAUGGCUACUCCUUCUCAGCCUCAAUGCCAAUAUUCUACUUCUCAUUGAUGCUACUCAAUCAGUUGCUCGGGAUGCCCGAAAGGCUUAUAUUGUGUAUAUGGGCGACAAGCCAAAGAACGGGGUGCCAGUAACACCUGAUCUUCAUGUGAAUAUUCUACGAGAUGUGGUUGACAACAACAUUAAUAAUGAUAUUUCACAUGAAGCUUUGCUUCUUCACAGCUAUGGGAGAAGUUUCCAUGGAUUUGCUGCAAUGCUCACAGAACAAGAAGUACAAAAACUAGCUGGAAUGGAUGGUGUAGUGUCUAUCUUCCCAAGCAAAAAGAAGAGCUACAAAACAACAAAGUCAUGGGACUUCCUUGGGUUUCCACAAACGGUGGAGAUAGGCCCCCUUGAAAGGGAAAUCAUCAUUGGUGUGAUCGAUAGUGGAAUUUGGCCAGAGUCGGACAGCUUUAGUGAUGUUGGUUUUGGUCCUCCACCUAAAAAAUGGAAAGGCGUGUGUCAAGGCAAUGAGAACUUUACUUGUAACAACAAAAUCAUCGGAGCACGGUAUUACCAUCAUUCUCGACCCUUCAAAGAAGGAGACAUUGAGUCUCCAAGAGACUCAAAUGGUCAUGGAACCCACUGCGCAUCAACAGUAGCUGGGAAUUUAGUGAGAAAUGCAAGCCAAAAUGGUUUAGGGUUGGGAACAGCAAGAGGAGGAGUGCCAUCAGCACAUAUUGCAGUGUACAAAGUAUGCUGGGAGGAUAAAUGUGAUGAAGCUGACGUUUUAAGGGCAUUCGAUGAUGCCAUUGCUGAUGGUGUCGACAUUAUCAGUGCUUCCAUCGGAGGUGAAGUUCCAAAUGAUUUUUUGCAUGACGCACAUAUAAUUGGGUCAUUUCACGCCAUAAAAAAUGGGAUAUUGUGUUCGAUGGCUGCUGGUAACGAAGGUCCAAAAAAAAAAACUGUGACAAACUUUGUCCCAUGGGAUCUUUCUGUGGCUGCUACCACCAUAAACCGCCAGUUCAUCACCAAGCUUCAAUUGGGUAAUGGUAAAAUCUAUGAGGGAAUUUCACCUAACGUAUUUGAUCUCAAGGGUAAAUUCCAUCUUUUAAUUUAUGGUGGAGACGCACCCAAUAAAACAGAAGGUGGUAACAAGACUAUGUCCAGGUAUUGUUCCCCAAAUAGCUUAGAAAAAGAAUUGGUCAAAGGUAAAAUUGUGCUUUGUGAUAAAGGCCCUACUAAGGAUGCGAUUGAGAAUGGGAUUGGGGCGAUACAGGGUCGUGCAAUCGGAGUUAUACUGACAGGCGAAAAACUUGCUGAGGAGUCCCCUGACGCUUAUCCCAUCCCUUCAACUUACGUCAAUUUUGAAGAAAAUAGCAACAUUUACAAAUACAUAAAUCAAACGGGGAACCCCACUGCAACAAUUUGGAAAAGUCAAGAGAUUAAUGAUGUAUUGGCUCCAUAUGUGCCCUAUUUCUCAUCAAGAGGUCCAAAUCCUAUGAAUGCCAACAUUCUCAAGCCAGACUUAGCUGCUCCAGGAACUUACAUUCUAGCAGCAGUUCCCCCAACUGAUGGUGACAGUAGAGCUGGAUAUGACUUUAAAACUGGGACAUCAAUGGCAUGCCCCCAUGCUACUGCCGUUGCUGCAUACGUCAAAUCAUUUCACCCUGAAUGGUCACCAGCUGCUAUCAAAUCAGCUCUCAUCACUACUGCUAAACCUAUGAGUGCCAAAACUAGCCCGCAAGCUGAAUUUGCAUAUGGAGCUGGCCUAAUCAAUCCUUCUAGGGCUCCAUAUCCUGGUUUGAUAUACGAUCUUGAUGUACAAGACUAUGUAGAUUUUUUGUGUUCACAAGGAUACAGUGGUAAACUAUUGGAACAAGUAACCGGGGACAAGACUAGCUCAUGCUCAUCAAAAUCUAAUAAUGAAAAAGCCAUUGAUCUGAACUAUCCUUCUUUUACUCUCUGCAUUAAGGAUCCAGAAUUCGUCAAUGGGGUCUUCCAUAGAACUGUCACUAAUGUUGGAUCAUCGAACUCCACAUACAUAGCUAAACUGUUGGCUCCAUCGGGACUCAAAAUCAAUGUGGAUCCAAGUGUGUUGUCGUUCACAUCUCUAGGACAAAAGAAAUCUUUUGUUGUCACAGUUAAAGGGCCGAUUGAGAAAUCAAAUAUAGCCUCUGCGUCUUUAGUGUGGGAUGAUGGUACUUUCCGUGUCAGGAGCCCCAUCGUUGUCUAUGUUACAGUUUAAUUAAGAGGUGUGUCGUGUAUUAAAAAAUAUGGAUUUUGUCCAUUUACCCCA
Molecule: messenger RNA, 2335 nt
Organism: Rosa chinensis
Lineage: Eukaryota; Viridiplantae; Streptophyta; Magnoliopsida; Rosales; Rosaceae
Product: cucumisin
Exons: 9
Coding region: 50-2284 (744 amino acids)
Biological process (GO): proteolysis
Molecular function (GO): serine-type endopeptidase activity
Source: RefSeq, a predicted model, not a curated record